UGUUGUUCUCGAUGCAGAACGGGAACGGCGGCUGAUUUGAUUACAGUAGUAGCCUUUUUUUAGCUUUUAGGUUAGUUAGCAUUUAGCUAAUAUCUUGAGAGCGAGUUCCUAACAAAUCUAAUCAACCGACAGUAAGAAGGGGACUUUAAAUGGCUUACUGGAUCUGCUGCAACUCCUGCUUCCUUUACCCCAGUACUAACCGGAGAUUAGCUGUAACAACAUGUGGCCAUAUAAUCUGCAGUGUCUGCCAUCAACAAGGCACACAAGGAAAAUGUUUGAUAUGCAACACCAAGUGCCAAGUGUCACCUCUCUCUGAUACGAGCAGCUCAGAGGUGAAGGCCUUGUUUUCUGACAUCAAUGUUGUGGCAACCAAACACUUGGCAGAAAUCAGAAAAGUUAUGAUGUUCCAGACAAGACAUAACAGUAGACUGUUGAGUUUCUACCAGCAAAGGAAUGAGAAACUGGAGGAGGCAUUAGUCAAGAUGAGACAUGAAAUACAGCAAAUGUCAAAGAAGCUGAAUGAACAGAGUGCCUACAUCUCAAAGCUAGAAAACUGUCUUCAGCAUCAGAGUGUCAAAGCUUCAUCAGGGUCUCAGAGGAGCUACAGUACUCCACACGGACAUAAACCAGUCUUACAGAUCCCAUACAACUCUCCCGUGUGCCUUUCACGGCACUCCUCGUCCACAAACGUCAAUGAAAACAUGGCAGCUGAUGAACGAUUCAGGAAACCUCAGUCUGUGCCGCGACUGUCAUUAAUUAGUCUUCCGCGAGAUGAACACAUGGGCACACGCCCUCACAGGUCGUCCAGUCAGAACAUACUGACCAAUCACAUGGUCCGCUCAUCAACAGUCAGUCAUUCUCACGGAGCACCAGCGACGCCAGAGUUUUCAUUUGGACUGAGUUCUGGAUGGACGUCUCCCAUCUUCAAAGCCCCCACCUCCUUCAGACACUCCAUGUCCUCGCUGCUCUGCCCUCGUCCUUAACAAACACACAGGCAGCAACUGACGCACAAAGCCUCAAGACCAAAAAUGUCCACUGUCGUCACUCACUGUCGGCCUGAGACACAAACAUUCACACAAGGAUAAACAGAUUUUAGCCACUUAACAAAAGGCUUUCUUACUCUACAGCAUCUUAGACAUGCAUUUGCUGCUUUAUUUCACCUUUUAAAAGAACUUUUGCAACUGGAAACUGGAGUUUGUAAACCACUUACUCUCCUGCUCCAAAGUCCAUAGAGAAAUCAGCAUUUUUAGCUCAGUGGGACACAGGAGCUGCUGGUCCUCUGCUGCUUCAUUUGGUAAGUGUUGAGAUUUAUUUGAUUGACAAAGUUCAAACACUGAAGUCGCACAAAAAGAACAUUCAAACCUACUGACGGAGGUAACAGUCGAUCAACAACUCUUGGGUGCUGUGAUGUAAAAUGACUGUUUUUCUCUAUGGACUUUGGUGUGGGAGAUGGAGCUUGUUUACAGAGUGACACAGACUUCAGUUUCCAGUCAGAAAAAGACUGUCUAACACUGACAAACAUUAUUCUUAAGAUAUCGUAGAUGUAAGCAGGCAUGGAUUCAAUGAGCCUCGCUGACUGAAAACAACUAAAUACAAAAUCUGUCGCAGCCUAAAUUCACAGUCCUCUUUGUGAGUUUUAUCCAACAACCCAGGUUUCAUAGAGACUAUUAAACUGACUCAGUUUGAACUUCUGCCACAAUUUAACUGUAU
Molecule: messenger RNA, 1710 nt
Organism: Solea solea (common sole)
Lineage: Eukaryota; Metazoa; Chordata; Actinopteri; Pleuronectiformes; Soleidae
Product: probable E3 SUMO-protein ligase RNF212
Exons: 13
Coding region: 150-983 (277 amino acids)
Biological process (GO): protein sumoylation; homologous chromosome pairing at meiosis; reciprocal meiotic recombination
Cellular component (GO): synaptonemal complex
Molecular function (GO): SUMO transferase activity
Source: RefSeq, a predicted model, not a curated record